AUGACAGUGAACCCUCGGGGCAUCAUACAGACAUCUCCUUCUCUUCCUCGCUCCGCCCAACUCCUCCUCCUCCUCCUGCACCUCCUCCUCCUGCACCUCCUGCUCCUGCACCACCUCUCAGACGGGUUCCAGGCCCAGCUCAGCUCCUCUGUGUUAUCAUUCACCCAGGCUUCCUACAACGUUUCAGUAUAUGAGAGCCCCACCCCAACCCCCCAUGUUCUAACAGAGCCCCACCCCAACCCCCAUGCUCUAACAGAGCCCGACCCCAACCCCCAUGCUCUAACAGAGCCCCACCCCAACCCCCAUAGCCCCCACCCCAACCCCCCAUGCUCUAACAGAGCCCCCACCCCAACCCCCCUUGCUCUAACAGAGCCCCACGCCAACCCCCAUGCUCUAACAGAGCCCCACCCCAACCCCCAUGCUCUAACAGAGCCCCACCCCAACCCCCAUGCUCUAACAGAGCCCCACCCCAACCCCCCAUGCUCUAACAGAGCCCCACCUCUAACCAGACUUAAAGCAGGCAUGAACUCUGCAGCCAGGACCUACACCCAGAGUGCUGUGAGGAUGGGUGUGGUCCUGGACCCGGCUCUUACCUGGGAGGUCAGGUACUCCAUCGAGGCUGGGAACAGCGAGGGCAUCUUCCAGGCUGAGGAGCUGGUGCUGGGGGACUUCAGCUUCCUGAGGGUGCAGACCAACGGAGGCAGUGGAGGCACCUUGAAUCGGGAGGUGCAGGACAAUUAUACACUGACGGUGCGGGCCACAGCACAAGGUGGGCUGGAGGCCUUCACCACCGUCUUCGUCAACAUCCUAGACAUGAACGACCUUCGACCUCUGUUUGCUCCGACCUCCUACUCCUUCGUGGUCCCCGAGGGCUCUCCGCUGGGCGCCAGCGUCGGCAGGGUAACGGCCACGGACGCAGACGUCGGAUCCAACGGGCAGUUUUACUACUUCUUCAGGGAGCGUGUGGAGCUGUUCUCGGUGCACCCCACCAGCGGGGUUGUGACCCUGACGGGCCGGCCAAUAACGGGGCAGCGGAUGGAGCUGGAGGUACGAGCGGUGGACAGAGGGAUAAAGCUCUACGGGACCAACGGGGUCAGCAGCACCGCUAAGGUGGUCCUGACGGUUGAACGGGUGAAUGAGUUUUCUCCGGUGCUGUCUAUGGUGGCCCUGGUACCAUCGUGGUUGGACCAAGACCCUGUGUUUGCUGUGGUCACGGUGGAGGACCAGGAUGAGGGGGUGUGCGGGGACAUCGAGUGGGUCUCCAUCGUCGAGGGCGACCCACUGGAACAGUUUAAGGUGGACCGCUCUCCGGUCGGGAACGAGUACAAGGUGAAGACGUCAGAGCCUGUGGACUGGAAGAAGUUUCCAUAUGGUUGUAACCUGACCCUCCAGGCUAAAGACAGAGGAACCCCUCCUCUGUUCUCCAACACUCAGGUGGUCCAGGUGUUAGUUAGAAAACCUCAAGCUCUCCAGAUGAGAUUUGAUAAACAGCUCUACCAGGUGAGACUGAGUGAGAUAGCGCCGCCUGGCACCAUCAUAGUGGAAGUGCGGAUCACCCCAGGCCCUCCCACCGUCAACUACAGCUUCAGCCCCUUCUCUGCCUCACCGCACUUCCUCAUCAACCCUCUGACCGGGGUCAUCACUACGACAACCCCUCUGACCAGCCUAUCACAGGACGUCGUGGAGCUGGAGGUGCUGGAGCAGGGCAGUAAACUCAGAACCAGGGUCCAGGUCACCAUAGAGGACGCUAACGGCAACACGCCCACGUUCGCCAGGCCGGCGUACGACGUGUCAAUCGAAGAGACCAUGCCGGUCGGCACGGUGAUCUUGGUGGUGUCGGCGGUGGACGAUGACAAAGGGGAGAACGGGUGUAUCACCCACAGCAUUGCUGGGCUUCAGGCGCUACCCUUCACCAUAGAUCAGGACUCAGGAGAGGUACUGGCUACUUUUAGUGUUGACUGUUGGGGCUGGUUGAUCCUCACUCUGAGGACCACUAGAGAGCUGGACUGCGAGACGUCAUCUGAUCUCUACAUGUUCUCCGUCCGGGCCUCAGACUGGGGUUCUCCGUACCGGCGGGAGAACGAGGUCAACGUGACAGUGCGCCUCAUCAACGUAAAUGACAACAGACCUUUGUUUGAGAGGGUUGGCUGCCGAGGGAUGAUCGAACAGGACUUCCCUGUAGGCCAGAACAUCGUCACCAUGUCAGCUGUGGACAUAGACGACCUGGGGCUGGUUAAGUACAGGAUCCUGUCAGGUAAUGACCUGGACUACUUCAACCUUAACCCAGAUUCUGGUGCCCUGGCCUUGAGGAGGUCCCUGGCCUCCGCUAACCUCAAGACGGUUGUCUUCAACCUCAAGGUGGAGGCGACGGACGGAGAGCUGUUCUCGGAGCCGACCUACGUCAACGUGACGGUGGUCCGGGGAGGGAUGCCGUCUCGUAGUGUCACCUGCAGAGAGACAGGAGUGGCCCAGAGCCUGGCAGAGCUGGUACUACAGAAGGCUACGGCGCUGCGGAGACCCAGGGUGGAUGAGGGGUACACAGACCUGUUCUCAGCCAACAGACUGACACCUCAGUUUGUGUCGUUCCCCUCCAGUAUUGUGGUCAGGGAGGAUCUGGCCAAGGGGGCGAGUGUCUUUCAGGUGAGGGCAACAGAUGACGACACGGCCUUCAACGGUCACAUCCUGUACGCCAUCUCCAACGGCAACAGAGACAGCUGCUUCGACAUCGCCAUGGAGACGGGCCUGAUGACAGUGUUCCUGCCGCUGGACCGCGAGCGGACUGACCGCUACGUCCUGAACGUGACCAUCUACGACCAGGGUCUGCCUCAGCGUUCCAACUGGAGGCUCCUGACCGUUAACGUAGAGGACGCUAAUGAUAACGAGCCUGUGUUCGUCAAGGACAGCUACAGCGUGGUGGUCCCUGAGAACACAGCGUUGGGUACUGAGGUGGUGCAGGUCGUUGCUGUAGACAGAGACCUCGGCUCCAACGGAGAGGUCUCCUACUCGCUGCUCACCGCCGUGCCGCAGUUCAGCCUCAACAGCAACACAGGGGCAGUGGUCGUGUCGGGGCAACUCGACCGGGAGACCAUCCCAACGUUUAGCCUGAAGGUGGAGGCCAGGGAUAAGGCGGAGAGAGGGACCCAGCGGUUCAAGGUGACAACUCUGAGUAUAACACUAGAGGACGUUAAUGACUGCCCCCCGCUGUUCGUCCCUGGGAGCUACAGCGCCCGAGUCCUGGAGGACCUGCCACUAGGGGCAGUCAUCGCCUGGCUGCAGACCCAGGAUGCAGACCUCGGACUGGGGGGACAGGUCUCCUACGCUCUGGCCAAUGACGGAAACGGCAUCUUCGAGGUGGAUGCGGUGAGCGGCGCAGUGAGGGUGGGGAAGAGGCUGGACUAUGAGAGACAGCAGAUCUACAACCUGACUGUAGUGGCCGAGGACAGAGGGACACCUAUCCUACGCUCUCUAUCUUACCUGGACAUAGAGGUGGUGGAUGUGGAUGAGAACCUGUUCUCUCCAUACUUCUCUGAGUUUGCUGUGCGGGGCAGUGUGAAGGAGAACAGCAGAGUAGGGACCAGUGUCCUGGUGGUCAGUGCUAGAGACGAGGGGGGAGACGAGGGGGUCGUCAGGUACUCUGUCAGAGGAGGCAGUGGGAUCGGCAGCUUCUCCAUCGAUGAGGAAACAGGUUUGAUCUACACUACAGGUAUUCUGGACUGUGAAACCAAGUCGUCCUAUUGGUUGACGGUCCACGCCACCAGCCGCGGGGUCACGCCCCUCUCCGCCUCCAUUGAGGUCUUCAUCCAGGUGGAGGACGUGAACGAUAACUCCCCCUUGACCUCCGACCCCAUCUAUCACCCCGUCGUCAUGGAAAACUCUCCCAAAGAUCUGUCCGUCAUCCGUAUCCAGGCGCAGGACCCCGACUUCACCGCCAUGCCCGGUCGCCUUAGUUACCGCAUCACCGCCGGCAACCCACAGAACUUCUUCUCCAUCAACUCCAAAACAGGUCUGAUAACAACAACAUUGAGGAAACUGGACAGAGAGCAGCAAGCAGAGCACUUCCUAGAGGUAACGGUCAUGGACAGUCCGGUAAUGUCCCGUCUCUCCACUGUGUGGGUCAUAGUCCACAUCCAGGAUGAAAACGAUAACAUCCCCACAUUCACCGAGUCCGUCUACCGGAUCAGCUUACCGGAACGCGACCGGAACAAGCGCGGUGAUCCCAUCUAUCGGGUGUUUGCGUUCGACCUCGACCUGGACACCAACGGCAACAUCACAUACAGCAUCGUCGGGGGUAACGAUGAUGAGAAGUUCAGCAUUGACCCGCUGACCGCAAUGGUGUCGUCACACAAGAUGGUCACGGCAGGAAGCUAUGACAUCAUCACCAUAAAGGCCCUAGACGGUGGAAGCCCUCCUCUAUGGUCUACAGUAAAGCUCCAUAUGGUGUGGGUUCGUAAGCCUGUUCCCUCUCUGCUGCCGCUGGUGUUCUCCCAGCGCUACUACAACUUCUCCGUCUCUGAGGCCACAGCUGUAGGUCAGCCUGUAGGACUGGUGUCUGUACGACAAACGGACACACCGCUCUGGUUUGACAUCAUAGGAGGGAGGGUAGCCAAGGAGGUAUUCUAUAUACCUAAAUACAUCUGUGGGAGGAACUGCUCAUCUGAAGCAGAGGGGAGCUACGACAGUGGCUUUGACUUCCAGCAGGGCAUGGGUACUGUGGUGAUAGCCAGGCCGCUGGACGCUGAGGGUCAGUCGCUCUACAACCUGACGGUCAUGGUCACUGACGGUACCAACACAGCUAACACACAGGUCUUCAUCCGUGUUCUUGACAGUAAUGACAACCCUCCCGUCUUCUCUCAGCCUACAUAUGACAUUAGCGUGUCAGAAGACAUGCCGGCCGACACAGAGCUGUUGCGUGUGCGAGCGUCAGACGGUGACGAGCGUGCACGUCUCAGCUACUCCAUCCACAGUAGUGUAGAUCCAGCCAGUAUGAGGCUGUUCAAGAUUAACCCUGGGACUGGAGUGGUCUACAGUGCUGACCGACUGGACUACGAGGCUAGGACACAACACAUUCUGACCAUCAUGGUAAAGGACCAGGAGUUUCCAUUUAACCGUGAUCUGUGUCGUAUCCUGGUGGCGGUUGAGGACAUUAAUGAUAACGUGCCGUACUUCAGCAGUACUGUGUAUGAUGCUGUAGCCUACGAGUCAUCUCCUCCUGGAUCACCUGUCCUCCAGGUAUCGGCUCUGGACAGAGACAACGGGCCAAACGGACUGCUGCAGUACUCUAUAGAAGCAGGUAACACGGGAGCAGUGUUUGCUAUCGACGCUGCCACUGGUGUUAUCUCCGUAGCGAGAGACCUGGACCUCUCGUCCGUAGGAUAUUACAUCAUCACCGUGCGCGUCACUGACAGCGGCACGCCACCCCUCACCGCCACUGCUACGGCACGUGUUUCCCUCACUCUCUCUGACUCCUCCCAGCCCAAGUUCAGCCAGAGAGAAUACCAGGCAGAGGUGAUGGAGAACUCUGCCAAAGGAAGGUACGUCACAAUGGUGUCCGCCCUGAGUCGCUCUGCGCUGGUUUAUGACAUCACAGCCGGUAACCACGAACGCCAUUUCGCCAUCAACCGUCACACUGGAGUCAUCACCACCCGCAAGACACUCGACUUCGAGCGUACAGGUUCCUACUCUCUAGUGGUGCGUGCAUUGAGCAUGGCUGGAGUGGAGACCAGUGCUACGGUCAGUGUCCAGGUGGGAGACCAGAACGACUGUUCCCCUGUGUUCCAACAGCUCAGUUACGUUGGUGUUAUCAGCGAGGCUGCACCGGUCAACAGUGUGGUCCUAGCGGAGGACGGUAAUCCUCUGGUCAUACAGGCUUCGGACCGUGACCGUAACCUGAACGCCCUGCUGGUGUUCAACAUCAUAGAUGAGACCGCUAGAUCCUUCUUCACCGUGGACUCUGGGACCGGGUCCAUCAGAACCAUCUCUACUUUGGACUACGAGACGUUCUCUGCCUUCUCCUUCCGGGUCCAUGUGAGGGACAGUGGGAGACCCCAGAGAACAGCAGACAACCCAGCUCAGGUCCAAAUCAAGGUGGUGAACAUCAACGACUCUCCUCCUAAGUUCUCCCAAGACUCCUAUGAAACGGUCCUCCUCCUCCCCACCUACCCCGGAGUCGAGGCCCUGAGGGUCACGGCCUUUGACCCAGACCUGACGCCCGACCCCGCCGUGACCCCUGCUGACCUCUCUGUGACCUCUGCCCUGGUGUACACCCUGGCUGACCGGAACCUCGAACACUUCUCCAUGGAACGUUCCACUGGCAUUCUCACCGUCAAGAACCGCAACCUCUCCAAAGACCGCUAUCGCUUCAACGUCAAGGUGUGGGAUGGUCGUUUCUCCAGCACAGUGUUAGUAACCAUCCUGGUCCGUGAAGCGAUGGACAGCGGCCUCCUCUUCUCCCUCCCCAUCUACUCCUCCUCCGUCGCCGAGAACGAUGGCAACAUCUCCAUAGUGACCGUGGUGAACGCAGUGGGGCACCGGCUUAACGAGCCGCUGAAGUACACGCUGCUGAAUGCCGGCGGUCGUUUCACAGUGCGCCCGACGUCCGGGGUGGUCCUGACCAUGGGAAUACCGUUUGACCGCGAGGAGCAGGACAGCUAUGAACUGGUGGUCGAAGCCAGCAGAGUGUACGACCGACUGAGGGUUGCCAGAGUUACUGUCAAGGUUCAGGUGGAGGAUGUGAAUGACAAUGCUCCGGAGUUUGUUGACCUGCCGUACUACGCUGCUGUCCAGGUGGAAUCAGACCCAGGCUCCGUGGUGUACAGGGUCUCAGCAUCAGACAGAGACUCUGGGCUCAACGGUGAUGUCAUUUACAUGCUGAAAGAGGAGCACAGGAACUUCCAGGUGGACCCUCUAAGAGGUGAACUGAUCCUCAAGCGCUCCCUCGAAGCCGACCUGUCCAACGCUGAAUACAAACUCACCAUCGUAGCGCAAGAUGGCGGCUCCCCUUCCCUGUCCAGUGAGGUGGAGCUACCGGUCACUAUCAUGAAUAAGGCCAUGCCGGUGUUUGACAAGCCUUUCUAUGGCAUCACAGUGAGGGAGGAUGUCCCCGUGUCCACGCCGGUCCUGUAUAUCAACGCUACCAGCCCCCAGGGACAGAGUGUUAUAUACACUGUCAUGGAGGGAGACCCUUCACUACAGUUUGACAUGGGCUUUGAUACCGGUGCGAUCCGUGUCAGCUACCCGUUAGACUACGAGACCACACCAUACUACCGAUUAACGGUAAAGGCUACGGACACGCAGACUGGUGCAAGGUCAGAGGUCGAUGUGGACAUCGCCGUGUUGGACGUUAAUGACAACCCUCCGCUUUUCCAGAACGUCUCAUAUUCCACCACACUGCCCGAGAACUCCAUGAUUGGCACUCCAGUAUUACAGGUGUUGGCGUUGGACAGUGACUCAGAGCGUAACGCGUUGGUCCGUUACCAGAUCCUGUCAGACGUCUACAACAGUACCGACUUCUUCCACAUCGAUAGCAGCAGCGGACUGAUCCUCACCGCACGCACGCUCGACUACGAAACCAUGCAACAAUACACCUUCAUCGUCAGGGCAACCGACAGCGGCAACCCUGCCCUGAGCAGCGAGGUCAAUGUCAUGGUUUUGGUUACAGACACCAACGACAACCCUCCUUCCUUCAGCCAAUCACUGUACGAAGUGUACUUAAGUGAGCUGGCCCCCAGGGGACAGUUUGUGACCUGCGUCCAGGCCUCUGACGCUGACAGCUGUGAUGCAAAUAGACUCAGGUACAAUAUCCUAUCCGGUGAUGAGCGGAUGGUGUUUACGAUGGACAUAGAGACGGGGUUGAUAUCUCUGUCCAGUCAGAGAAGACAGGGGAUGAGGGCUUCCUUUAGGCUCAACGUGUCUGUGUCCGACGGGGUCUUCACCAACACCGCUGAGGUCAAUGUGUAUGUGUUGGGAGCAAACCUCUACAGUCCAGUUUUCAGUCAGAGGUUCUACCUGGCGGAGACCAGAGAGAACGCACCUGCUGGAUCCAGAGUCAUACAGGUGCGUGCUACGGAUGAGGACUCAGGUCUGUUUGGUCAGGUGACCUUCACGUUCAUCAACGACUUGGGGAAGAGUAAGUUUAGCAUCGACGCUAAAGGCCUCAUCACCACCGCACAGAAACUAGACCGUGAAAACCCUAGCAACAAGGACAUAGUCCUCACCGUCAUGGCCCUUGACGGAGGAGGUCGUGCAGCAUUCUGUACAGUCCGUGUUGUGUUGACUGAUGAGAAUGACAACGCCCCUCGGUUCAGGGCGGUGGAGUAUCGUAUGAGCAUCAAGUCCAAUGUGGCCAAAGGAUCGUUGGUUACCCAGAUCCAGGCCUCAGACCUUGACGCUGGACCCAAUGGACGGGUCAUCUAUUCCCUGUACAGCGAGGCCCGCCUGCCCCUGGUUGACGUACUGGAGGUGGAGCCAGACAGUGGUUGGAUGGUGACGAAAGGAUCUCUUCUCCAUCUCCAGGGAACCAUCCUAUCCUUCUUUGUCAAGGCUACAGACCGUGGCUCCCCGGCAAAACAUUCUCUGGUCUCAGCCUUCAUCCAUGUCCUCCCCCCGGACGCCCUGGUCCCCUCCUUCACCCAGCCUCAGUACUCCUUCACCAUACCAGAGGACACACCUGUGGGCACGGCCCUGGGAAACAUAUACCUGGCCCCAGGACAGACUGGGGCUUACACCGCUGUGGGGGGAGAGACUCCCGACAGCAACCAGGGAGGUACGUUCCUGGUGGAGAGAGAGACGGGUCUGGUCCGGCUGACCAAUCCUCUGGACUAUGAACUGGUCAGCAUCUUCAGGUUUAAAGUCUCAGCUACGACUCGACGAGACCUCAUAGAGUCCAUCUCUACUGUCGACGUGGAGGUGAAGAUUCUGGACAUAAAUGACAACAAGCCAUUGUUCGAGACCAGUUCCUACGUUGCCAUGGUAAUGGAGGGGAUGCCCGUGGGUACCAGGGUGGUCCAGGUGCGGGCGCUCGACCCUGACUGGGGCUCAAACGGACAGGUCACCUAUAGUUUGGGUCCUCCACUUAACCAGAUCCAGGAGAACAGACCAGACCGCACCUCAGCUGGUUCCUCAUUUGGUAUUACUGGUACCAGUACUGGUUCAACUAGUUCUACUGGUACCGGACCAGUGUUCUCCAUUGACAGUAAAACGGGCUGGAUCACAACCCUGUCGGUUCUGGACCAUGAGGCUGGACCCAGCUACACCUUCGUGGUGGUGUCUUCAGACCUGGGGGAGCUGCUACAACUAUCCUCUACCACUGUCGUCACGGUGUCUGUAGCAGAUGUGAAUGACAACCCUCCGCGAUUCGAGAGAGAGUUUUACCGGGGCGCGGUCAGAGAGAGUGACCCACCAGGAGAGGUGGUGUCUGUCCUCAGCACCAAGGACGGAGACACCACGGAUAAAAACAAACUGGUCAGCUACCACAUCACAGGUGGUAACCCAGGGGGGGUGUUCAGUAUAGCGCUGGUCCAGGGUGAAUGGAUGGUGGUGGUGCGCGGUCAGCUGGACAGGGAAAAACAGGACUUCUAUCUACUCAACAUCACCGCCAGCGACGGCCUCUACAUCACCCGUACUGCCGUGGAGGUCACUGUCAUGGACGCCAACGACAACACACCUGUCUGCAACCAGGCGGUCUACCGUGUGACCUUCCCUGAGGACAUGCCUCCUAACCAGGGCAUUCUGACUGUAGGGGCUUCUGAUGCAGACACAGGCACCAGCGCUGAGAUACAGUAUUCUCUUUUUGGGAUCGGAGUAGAGGACUUCUAUAUGGACGCAAACACUGGUGACAUGAAGACAGCGACGGUGAUGGACCGUGAGAUGACCUCCAGCUACAAGUUGAUCGCCCAGGCAACCGACGGGGGCGGGCUCUUCUGUCGCUCCGAGGUCUCUGUCACGCUUUUGGAUGUAAACGACAACCCGCCCUCCUUUUUUUCCAGCCAAUACCUGGCCAACAUUUAUGAGAACGCCGCCCCCAAAGCACUGCUGACACGCCUACAAGCCAGUGACCCUGACGAAGGUCCAAACCGUACAGUGGUGUACUCCCUGGUAGACUCCGCAGACGGGUUCUUCUCUAUAGAUCCAGUAUCAGGCGUGGUGGUUCUGGAGAAAGCCCUGGACAGAGAGACCAGAGACUCCUACAGGGUCAGGAUCCAGGCCUCCGACCGCUCUGGACUGCAGGGGGCGCUAUCCUCACAGGUGGAUCUGACAGUAGUGGUGCUGGACGUCAACGACAACGCCCCGGUGUUCCAGAGGCGUGACUACACCGUCACCGUGCCCGAGGACGUUGCCAUGGGAACAGAGAUCCUGCGGCUGUCGGCCACCAGCGACGACAUUGGGGCAAACGCUGAGGUCACGUACAGCAUCAGGGCUGGCAAUGAACUGGGGAAGUUUCAGAUUGACAGAACUCUGGGCUCCAUCUCAGUAGUUGAUGACAUGGACUUUGAGGUGUGUAAGGACUACUUCCUGACUAUAGAGGCUUGGGACGGCGGGGCCCCGCCCCUCAGCACUGCUACCAUGGUAACCAUAGAACUGAUGGACGUCAACGACAACGCUCCAGCCUUCAGUCAGGAUAUCUACAACGUGCUGGUCAGCGAGGACGCAUCAGUCGGACAGACUAUCACCAGGUUGCUAGCGGAGGACCUGGACAGCCAGGUGAACGGGCGAAUCACUUACUCCAUCCUCCGUGGUGACCGUGGCAACCAGUUCUGGAUCGACCCGGUAACGGGACUACUCAAAGUCAACAAGAGACUGGACCGGGAGGAGGUGUCCAACUAUACUCUGUCUGUCCAGGCGUUUGAUAGUGGUUCCCCCGCUAUGUCCUCUACAGUCAUCGUCAAUAUAGAUAUCUCUGACGUAAACGACAACCCUCCUGCCUUCGCCCCACCUAAUGCCUCAACCACUGUACAGUUGAACCAGCCGGCCGGGUCCAGUUUGCUGAAGCUGUCCGUCACUGAUAAAGAUUCCCCCAAUAACGGCCCUCCUUUUGAGUUCCGCAUUGUGUCUGGUAACGAGGGGAACGCUUUCUCUGUGGAACAGACCGGAGACCUACGGUCCAACCGGGUUCUAGGACCUGAUGCUACCAGGGAGUUCACUCUGCAGGUCCAGGCCAGUGACAGCGGUAAGCCCCGUCUCUCCUCCUCUUGCUGGGUCUUCGUCAGGGUAGUCGGAGACAGCCAGUACAGACCCUCUGUCAAUCCAUUGGACAUCUACAUCGUCACGGCAACAGACUCCUAUCCCGGCGGCCCGAUCGGCCGGAUAUACGCCUCCGACCGCGAUGUCACAGACGUGUUGUCCUUUACCCAGAGGCCUUUGCAGCAGCGGAAUCCAUUCAAGAUCAACAGGCAGGACGGCAGUGUAGUGGCCGUGGCUGGACUGGAGCCUGGCAGGUAUCAGUGUAACGCCACUGUGAGUGACGGUCGCUACUCUGUCCCAGUGGUCGUAACGGUCGUGGUUGAACAGGUGACUGAGGAUCUCCUCCGUAGCGCCAUCACCCUGAGGUUUUCCUCGCUGACCCCUGAAGACCUGCUGGGACGCCAUCUUAAUAAUAUCAAGCAGAGUCUGCGUGUCGUGGUCGGCUGGGGUUCGUCAUCGCUUGAGCAACAACAGGACCCUCUGCACAUCCUCGGUGUGCAGCCGAUGCCAGGUGGCAUCGACCUACUCCUGGCCAUGGAGAGACCAGAGGGGGAAGGAGAGGGUGGAGGCUACCUAACCUCACAGGAGCUGAUCCUCAGGAUGGGGGAGGCGGGGUGGAGAAGGGAAGGGAGAGGACAGGGAGGGGAGUCGACUACAGGAGGCCAGGGAGGGCAGCUCCAGGGUGUCCUGGCCGGGGCGGAGGUGCUGGCACCAGCCUGCUCGGGGGAGCUCGAAUGCGGGGACAGAGUGUGUGAGCAGGCCCUGGUGGUGGAGGGUGGAGCGAUGGUCACCUACAGCACCCCGACAGUCAGCUUCAUCACCCCACGAUACAGCCGCAUGGAGACAUGCACCUGCCCAGGUGGUACCUGUCCCAACCCCGUAGAAGAGCAGUGUGAGGGACAAUCCUGUCCUAUAGACAUGCAGUGUGUUCGUUCCAGCCCCACAGCGCCCUCUGUCUGCCAGUGUCUGACAGACAGGAUGGACCAGUGUGCAGGCCAGACAUCUCUGAGUUUCUCAGGUAACAGCUAUAUAAAGUACAGGGUGAAAGAAGGAGGCCAGGGAGGAGGAGGAGAGAUGAGACUGGGUCUAAGCAUCAGAACAUUACAGAGUAGAGGAGUCAUCAUGUACACACGGGCCAACCCCUGCACCAUGCUGAAGAUCGAAAGUGGUCGUCUGUGGUUCCAGCUGGACUGUGACAACACGCUGGGCAUCAUGGGUAUCUCCGGCAGACCAAUCAACGAUGGGCGCUGGCAUGCCGUGACGUUAGAACUCACCAGCAACUAUACCCUCCUCUCAUUGGACGACAGCUAUGUGGAACGCCGUAGGGCCGCCGGAGCGCCCGUCCGACUCUGGCCCCUCGCUCCCGAUCCGUCCUUCUUCUUCGGUGCCCAAGUCAGACCUCCAACUUCCAAUCCCGUGGAGAGGGGACCGGGUCCCGGGGAGAGGGCAAUGAGGGGUCCGCCCCGGGCCGAGGAUGGGUUUCAGGGGUGUCUGAGGUCGCUGGUGCUGAAUAGUAACGAGCUACCUCUCCAGAACAAGAGGAGUCGCUAUGCAGAGAUAGCUGGCCUUAGUGAGGUGAAGCUCGGCUGUGUACUCUACCCUGACCCCUGUGUGACCCAGCCCUGUCUCAAUGGAGGAACCUGUAAACAACUGCCCUCUGGUGGUUUCAGGUGUAGUUGCAGUAUGAGGUACACUGGAGGUCGCUGUGAGGAGGAGCUGACUUCGUGUCUACCAAACCCCUGUCAGAACGGAGCAGACUGUACAGCUGGAGACACAUUCUUCGUCUGUGGAUGUCCCCGGGGUCUCGAUGGACUCAUAUGUGAUGAGGAUGUGAACGAGUGUGAGCGUGAGGAGUGUGAGAACGGAGGAGUGUGUAUGAACACCUUUGGGGCAUACUAUUGUAACUGUUCCUAUGGUUACGAGGGCCAGUUCUGUGGAGAGAGGAGCCUACUGGACCCAGACCCUGACCUACAGCCUCUCUCCUACGUGGGUCCAGUAGAGAUCAUCGGAAUCGGAGUCCUGAUCUUCGUCAUCUCCCUCCUCCUCCUCCUCUACAUUAUCUUCAGGAAGAAGAUCAGGUUCCAGAGGAAGGACUCCGGUUUCAGCCAGGAUGGAGGAGGGGCAAAGGAGGGUGUGGCGGUGGGUGGGGUCGGGACGGGGGUGGGCAUGUCUGCUGUAUCCGUGGAGACCAGCUACCUGCUGACAAAGACGGGGAUGGGGUCAGAAGGCAUCGAGUUCAAAGCCGUACGUGUCCCUGCCGACCCCCGACCGCCCGGCACUGCCGAGGUCAGCGUCGGUAGUUAUGGCGACAGAGAUGGAGGUCUAGGUGGAGGUGUGGUGACAGGUGGAGGGGUGGGUUCGGGGCCUCCUCAGGUGAUGGUACGGCCAACUACACACCCGACGACGAUGCUACCUGGUUGGCCUGGCAACAACAACAACCUAGCAAUGAGAGGUAUCGAUGGAGAUAACAUGGCUACCAGCGAGAGCUCCCUCUCUACCAGUCAGAUGAGCAGCUUCUUGUCGUCUGAUUCCUCGCAUCACAUCCUGGGCGGUGCAAGUAGAAGGGGCGUGGCCGUGUGUAGCGUGGUGCCCAAUCUCCAGCCCCUAUCGCCCUGUCACUCAGAACGAAACCCCGCCCAUAAAGCUCCCUGGGAGAGGCAGGGAGAGAGGGAUGGAAGAGAGGAGGAGUGGGAGCAGAGAGCAUAUGAACUGGAGAGAACUCAGAGAGCCAGCUCUCCUCUUGUGGAGGAUCUGGUAGAAGAGGUGCCGUGUUUCUCAGACAGUACAUCUGAAGCUCUCUCUCUCAGCUCCUACACCUCAGACUCCUUCGAUGACAACGCCUCCAUAGUGACUGUAAUAUGUCUGGUGAAUAAUACUGUGGACAGUAUAGAGAAUGAAGGUAUUGCUGCACUUUGUAACAGAGAGAAUACCUGCAUCUACAAUUCGUCAGAGUACGAAGUGGAUUCUUACCAGUGGGAGUCGUCUGAUUGGCUGUCCCCGUCCCGGCUCCGCCUACCUGGCAUCGAUGGGGGGUCACAGUGUGACAUUAUAGAUGACCUUCCGUCGUUCAGCAGAGCAGGAAGCGUGUACUCAUUACAGCUGGACUAUGGGCUGGGGGGGUACAGGAGGGAAAGAGAGAGAGGAAACUCAGUGGACAGAAGAAGGUCACUCUCAGCUGAGAGGAGGGGGUAUGAGAGAGAGAGAGAAAGAGACAUGGAGAGAGGGAGAGGGACGGAAAGAGCGAGAGGGAGAGGAAUGAUGGAGGGAGAGAGAGGGAGAGGGAUAGACAGAGAGAGGAUGGGGAGAGGGAUGGAGGGAGAGAGAGGGAUGGAAGGAGAGAGAGAGGGAGAGAGAGAUAUAAGAUAUGGAGGGAGAGUUCACAGAGGCUAUGGUUCAGCUGAUAGAAGAGAUAGAAGAGAACCCUCUGGGGACAGAAGAGGAAACAGGAGUGAGUGUAGAGACGGAGGUGGCACAGGGGUAGCCAGACCACACACAGCAGACAGAAAGUACGAGAGGAGGUACGAGAGGCACACAGGGACAGGGUACGGGAUAGACAGAGUAUUCACGGUCGAAAAUAGAGUCCACUCCAGCGAGGGAGAGAAAGAGCACCAACCUAUUGAUCGAGAGGAGACCUCCUCACCAGUGUAUGAAGAAUAUCGUGAACCCAAUCCAGAUACAAUCCCUGCCCCAGACCCUGUUCCAGAACCUGACCAGAACCACUAUGAUACUCUUCCCCCAACACGGCCUGCUUACCAGGGUUACCCCUCUCCUCCUCCAGGGCUCAACCUCCACCCAGCCCAGCUGCUACCCCCGCUCAGGGCCUGGGAUGGACAGAACGCCUGGGCGCCCCUGGAGGUGACCCAGGGGUCGGGACUUGGCGGUCACAGUUCAAGGCUAGAGAGGUCUGAGUCAGGAGAUGAGCUGGAGAGACUGUUGAAUCUGGUGUCACUCAGAGCUCGGAGGGCUACACGCACACAGAGACCCUCUGAUACACCCCCUCCUCCGGAACCAUCCACUGGCUGGGACGGGCUAGUUCGUCAGAGUACGAAGUGGAUUCUUACCAGUGGGAGUCGUCUGAUUGGCUGUCCCCGUCCCGGCUCCGCCUACCUGGCAUCGAUGGGGGGUCACAGUGAGGGAGAGAGAGGGAGAGGGAUAGACAGAGAGAGGAUGGGGAGAGGGAUGGAGGGAGAGAGAGGGAUGGAAGGAGAGAGAGAGGGAGAGAGAGAUAUAAGAUAUGGAGGGAGAGUUCACAGAGGCUAUGGUUCAGCUGAUAGAAGAGAUAGAAGAGAACCCUCUGGGGACAGAAGAGGAAACAGGAGUGAGUGUAGAGACGGAGGUGGCACAGGGGUAGCCAGACCACACACAGCAGACAGAAAGUACGAGAGGAGGUACGAGAGGCACACAGGGACAGGGUACGGGAUAGACAGAGUAUUCACGGUCGAAAAUAGAGUCCACUCCAGCGAGGGAGAGAAAGAGCACCAACCUAUUGAUCGAGAGGAGACCUCCUCACCAGUGUAUGAAGAAUAUCGUGAACCCAAUCCAGAUACAAUCCCUGCCCCAGACCCUGUUCCAGAACCUGACCAGAACCACUAUGAUACUCUUCCCCCAACACGGCCUGCUUACCAGGGUUACCCCUCUCCUCCUCCAGGGCUCAACCUCCACCCAGCCCAGCUGCUACCCCCGCUCAGGGCCUGGGAUGGACAGAACGCCUGGGCGCCCCUGGAGGUGACCCAGGGGUCGAGACUUGGCGGUCACAGUUCAAGGCUAGAGAGGUCUGAGUCAGGAGAUGAGCUGGAGAGACUGUUGAAUCUGGUGUCACUCAGAGCUCGGAGGGCUACACGCACACAGAGACCCUCUGAUACACCCCCUCCUCCGGAACCAUCCACUGGCUGGGACGGGCUGUACUGAUCAGAUAAUCCUCCAGAACCAUCCACUGGUUGGGACGAGCUGUACUAAUCAGAGAAUCCUCCAGAACCAUCCACUGGCUGGGCCGAGCUGUACUGAUCAGAGAAUCCUCCAGAACCAUCCACUGGUUGGGACGAGCUGUACUGAUCAGAGAAUCCUCCAGAACCAUCCACUGGCUGGGCCGGGCUGUACUGAUCAGAGAAUCCUCCGGAACCAUCCACUGGUUGGGACCGGCUGUACUGAUCAAAACAUCUUCCAGAACCAUCCACUGACUGGCUCUUUUGCGAGACAGGACCAGCACAACUUAUUAAAUAAUAUCAAAUCUAUUUAAAUGCAGUCACUGUAAGAUAAUAGAAACGUUCCACACAUUACCUCAAUAGUGCAACACAACAUGUAAUUCUGUUUUCACAACAUGUAGUUCUGUUUUCACAACAUGUAAUUCUGUUUUCACAACAUGCAGUUCUGUUUUCACAACAUGUAGUUCUGUUUUCACAACAUGCAGUUCUGUUUUCACAACAUGUAUUUCUGU
This is a messenger RNA of Oncorhynchus masou masou (cherry salmon), 16612 nucleotides long. RefSeq names its product protocadherin Fat 3. The transcript has 79 exons. Gene Ontology annotation, molecular function: cadherin binding; calcium ion binding. Gene Ontology annotation, cellular component: plasma membrane; catenin complex. The record is from RefSeq and is a predicted model, not a curated record. NCBI's taxonomy places the organism in Eukaryota, Metazoa, Chordata, Actinopteri, Salmoniformes, Salmonidae. Gene Ontology annotation, biological process: homophilic cell-cell adhesion. Bases 1 to 16086 code for a protein of 5361 amino acids.